Ipomoea nil (Japanese morning glory) is the source of this 4003-nucleotide messenger RNA. RefSeq names its product probable LRR receptor-like serine/threonine-protein kinase At4g20940. The transcript is spliced from 4 exons. NCBI's taxonomy places the organism in Eukaryota, Viridiplantae, Streptophyta, Magnoliopsida, Solanales, Convolvulaceae. Bases 616 to 3810 code for a protein of 1064 amino acids. The record is from RefSeq and is a predicted model, not a curated record. Gene Ontology annotation, molecular function: protein binding; protein kinase activity; ATP binding. Gene Ontology annotation, biological process: protein phosphorylation.
GUUUUGGUCUUCCACAAUCCGCCACUCGUGACACUUGAAGUGAGAGAAAGUGAUGGGAGUAGAGAGAGAGAGAGAGAGUGAGACUGGGGAGUGAAUUCGUCCAAGAACCAAAUGCUGACAAAAAAAAAAAAUGUUCAAAGUCAUUAGCUUUCUGGGUUUGAAGUGCUUUAUCUCUCUUCUCUCAAGUCUGGAGAGAAAGCAACACUAGGGUUUGGGUUUAUCCGAGUUGUGAUGAAAAUGCCAGCAUGUGUUUGUAAAGGCCAAAGCUUUUUCAAUCUUAAUGGCAUUCAAUGAAGGUUGACUGCUGAUUCAGACACCCAUUUACUCACAAGAGCCGCUUUGUUUACUGAUUUUUGCAGAAGUUUUGAGCUUUGGUUUCUGUCAAAGAAUGAAUCCUGGAAGCAACUGAGUUUGCUCAAGCUAGAAUCUUGCUCUUCUGUGGCUUACAAGUGUUCAUUUCCUGGAUAUCUGCUUGGAACUUGUUAUCUUGUUUUGAGCUUAGCUGUUUAGGGUGUUUUGUGGGAUCUCAGGAUCUGUUUGGCUCUUGACAUUGAUUGAAUUGGUGAAUUUCUGUUCUUGGUGUUUCAGACAUUGAAAGCUUGGAACUUUAGAAGGAUGAAGCUAAUUAGGCUUUUGAUUUUGGCGGUUUGGUUUGGAUUUGCCAUUGGGCAGCUUCCUUCACAGGACAUUUUGGCACUGCUUGAGUUCAAGAAAGGGAUCAAGCAUGACCCGACUGGUUAUGUGGUUCAGUCAUGGAAUGAGGAGUCCAUUGACUUCAAUGGCUGCCCUUCCUCUUGGAAUGGUAUAAUGUGCAGUGGCGGGAAUGUAGCGGCAGUUGUCCUCGACAACUUGAGUUUAUCGGCAGUUGUGGAUUUAGGCGUGUUUGCCAACCUCUCGAUGCUCGUGAAGCUCUCGAUUGCAAACAAUUUCAUUUCUGGGAAAUUGCCUGACAGCAUUGCAGAGUUCAAAAGCCUCGAGUAUCUGGAUUUGUCUGGCAAUCUGUUCGCCUCAUCUUUACCGCCAGAAAUUGGGAAGUUAGGGAGUUUAAAGAAUCUUUCUUUGGCUGGGAAUAAUUUCUCUGGUUCGAUUCCGGAUUCAAUUUCAGGGCUAGCCUCGAUAGAGUCGUUGGACUUGAGCCACAAUUCCUUUUCCGGGCCAUUGCCCUCGUCUUUAACCAAGUUGUCGGGUUUGGUGUGUCUUAACCUAUCCAUGAAUGGGUUUACCAAGAAAAUUCCCAAGGGAUUCGAGCUAAUGCAAAAACUCGAGGUGUUUGACUUGCAUGGUAAUAUGCUCGAUGGUCAUUUGGAUCCGGAAUUCUUACUGCUUACCACAGCAGCUUAUGUUGACUUUAGCGGGAACCUGCUCGUGAACUCUGCUUCUCAACAACAGUCGUUUUUGCCCGCUAUUUCUGAGACUGUUAAGUAUUUAAAUCUUAGCCAUAAUCAGCUUACGGGGUCACUUAUAAGUGGGGGUGAAGCCCAAAUAUUCGGGAACUUGAAGGUUUUGGAUUUGAGCUACAAUCAACUCUCCGGAGAAUUACCCGGGUUCAAUUUCGUAUAUGAUCUUCAGGUUCUCAAACUCAGCAACAAUAGGUUUUCUGGGUUUAUCCCCAAUGAUCUUCUGAAAGGGGAUUCUCUAGUUAUGACGGAUCUGGAUUUAAGUGGCAAUAGCCUCACAGGGCCAAUUAGCAUGAUAACAUCGACAACACUGAACAUUCUAAAUCUAUCCUCGAAUGCACUUUCUGGUGAACUUCCAUUAGUGACGGGAAGUUGUGCUGUUCUUGAUCUCUCUAAAAACCAGUUUGAAGGUGGGCUGUCGAGAUUGAAGAAAUGGGGAAAUAUUGAAUAUCUUGAUCUCAGUCAAAAUCGUUUGAAUGGAUCCAUCCCGGAAGACACUGCUCAGUUUCUACGUUUACAUCACCUGAACCUCUCGGGGAAUACCCUGAGUGGUUCUCUUCCGAAAGUUAUCACACAGUUCCCUAAACUUAUCGUGCUCGAUCUCGGCUUCAACCAGUUGGGCGGACCACUUCUCACCGCUCUUCUGACGUUACCUACUCUCGAAGAACUUAUCUUGCAGCACAAUUUGUUCUCGGGAGGCAUUGAAUUUUCUCCCCCGCCAUCCGGUGGCUCAAACCUUCGUGUUCUUGAUCUCUCUCGUAAUAAGCUUUCUGGCUAUUUCCCUGAUGGGUUUGGGUCGCUUUCCGGGCUUCAAGUGAUUGAUGUAUCGGGGAAUAAUUUCUCUGGUUCUCUGCCAUCUUCUAUUGGUGACAUCAACGCUCUAAGCUCGUUAGAUGUUUCGAAUAAUCAAUUCAGCGGUCCAUUGCCAAACAAUCUUCCCAGUACUCUUCAAAGGCUUAAUGCAUCGUACAAUGAUUUCUCGGGCACUGUCCCGGAGAAUUUGAGAAAGUUUCCGUUAUCAUCUUUCUACCCUGGCAAUUCAAAACUACAAUUUCCAAAUCCUCCUCGAGGCCCGGGCCAAACUCCUACUGGAAGUAACAAAAAGAAGCCACUUAAAACUAUAAUCAAAGUGGUUAUAAUCGUUGCUUGUGUGGUUGCUCUUGUUAUCUUGGUUUCGGUUGGCAUUCUUCUUUGCUACAUUCGCAAAAGAAGGCCUCGUCCACAUGUUACCGACAAAGACAUUUACCGUCGGUCCACAACAAAUCCUUCCGAUUUGAGCAGAAGAGAGGGUGGUAGCGGUUUAGUAGUUUCAGCGGAGGAUAUUGUGACCUCACGAAAAGGAACAUCAUUGGAUAUAAUUAGUCCUGAUGAGAAAAUGGCGGCAGCUGCCAUAACGGAUUUCUCUCCAUCUAAGACCAGUAAUCUCUCUUGGUCACCGGAAUCUGGAGAUUCAUACACUGCUGAAAACCUUUCAAGAUUGGAUGUCAGGUCCCCAGAUCGACUGGCGGGUGAGCUCUAUUUUCUCGACGAUACUGUCUCGUUUUCGCCCGAGGAACUUUCGAGGGCCCCGGCUGAAGUCUUGGGCAGAAGCAGCCAUGGAACAUCCUACAGGGCGACCCUGGAUAAUGGCUUCCUUCUCACUGUCAAGUGGUUGAGAGAAGGGGUGGCGAAACAGAGAAAGGAUUUUGCCAAGGAGGCUAAAAAGUUUGCGAAUAUUAGACAUCCAAACGUGGUAGGAUUAAGAGGGUAUUACUGGGGCCCCACACAACACGAGAAACUUAUUCUUUCAGAUCACAUUUCUCCGGGAAGCCUAGCAAGUUUCCUCUAUGAUCGACCUGGAAGAAAAGGUCCGGCUUUAACAUGGCCUCAACGACUUAAGAUAGCAGUUGAUGUUGCUCGUGGCUUGAAUUAUCUCCAUUUUGACCGUGAGGUUCCACAUGGGAACCUCAAAGCAACCAACGUGCUGUUGGAUGGCCCGGAUCUUAAUGCCCGGGUAGCUGAUUACUGCCUGCACCGCCUCAUGACCCAAGCAGGAACGAUCGAGCAGAUUCUUGAUGCAGGAGUGUUGGGGUAUCGGGCACCAGAGCUGGCUGCCUCGAAGAAGCCACUGCCCUCUUUCAAAUCAGAUGUAUAUGCUUUCGGAGUGAUAUUGUUGGAGCUUCUAACUGGAAAAUGUGCGGGCGAUGUGGUUUCUGGAGAAGACGGUGGGGUUGAUUUGACGGACUGGGUGAGGUUGAAGGUGGCGGAGGGUCACGGUUCUGAUUGUUUUGAUACUGUGCUGUUGCCUGAGAUGGGGAAUCCGGUGGUGGAGAAACAUAUGAAGGAGGUUAUGGGAAUAGCCUUAAGGUGUAUACGCUCUGUAUCGGAGAGGCCGGGGAUCAAGACUAUCUAUGAGGACCUAUCAUCUAUAUAAUGUGAUAUUUUAGCUUCUGGGAAUCAAAUAGCUCAUUGGUAUCCCUUUUUUUUUGUUCAGUUGAAGUAGGAUUGUUAGUGUGGAUGAACUAAUUCUAUUAACCAUUGCUGUAUAUUGUGGGGCUGUGUUGCUAAUGACCUUUUGUGCUCAAGUGGUCAAAGAAAAGUAUAUUGGGGAUGUGUUUCUACUUAAA